AUGAUUCCGGUUCUACGACGCCCAACCUCUGUUCCUUUCUCAACAACCCGCCAAGCUCGCAGAAUGAUCCGAAGAAAUAUUACUGUUGAGACAUUACCUCGGCUACCAAUCUUCGAAGCUCUCUCUAAACACAAUCCAAAAAGCAUUGCGAUCGUUCACUCCGAGUCCGGAGAUAAAUUUACAUAUGACAGCCUAUUAUCAGAUACAGCAAAGCUCAAGAGAAAACUACUGGAGAAGGCCAAAGUUGACGAUUUGCAAGAACAGCGAGUGGCGCUUUUUGUAGAGAAUGGGUACAACUAUGUAGUUUCAUUAUUGGGCAUAUUUGCAGCGGGUGGAAUAGCAGUUCCUCUGCACCCCAACCACCCACCCGGAGAACUUCAUUAUGUCGCUAAAAACUCCGCACCGACAUUCAUCCUAACCCAUUCCAAAGCUCAUCAAGCAUUCCCCCCAAGCUCUAGUUCCCCACCAAUCCUCGACCUUUUCGAGCACCCCCCCAACAAACCGCACGAUGCUCCGGCACCGGUAGAUCUUUCCCCAGCACCAGACCCCCUCCGAGGAGCCUUAAUGAUCUAUACCUCUGGCACAACCGGCGCCCCCAAAGGCGUAGUCUCUACCCACAAGAAUCUAACAACCCAAGCAGAAACUCUAGUUACGGCCUGGGAAAUGUGCAAAGAUGACCAUCUCCUACACGUCCUCCCCCUCCACCACGUUCACGGAAUUGUAAAUGCAACCCUAGCUCCGCUCUUUGCCGGCGGAGCAGUAGAAUAUCUAUUCCCCUUCAACGCCCAAAAGAUCUGGUCCCGUUUUGCCGAUACCUCGAGGAGGCCAAUAAGUCUGUUCAUGGCUGUACCAACAAUAUACUCCCGUCUCAUAGACUCAUUCGAGACGUUAUCGGAGCCUACGCGCUCUGCGGGUAGGAAGAAUGUGUCGAAUUUGCGGUUAGCGGUAUCGGGCUCUGCAGCACUGCCGGCGAGUACAAAGCGGAAGUGGGAGUCUCUGGGCGGGAAUCUAUUAGAGCGGUAUGGGAUGACUGAGAUUGGUAUGGCGCUCUCUCAACGCUUACCACUGACCGACCGAAUGGCAAAUUCUGUCGGGUGGCCGCUGCCGGGCGUCGGAGCACGUCUUGUGAGCGAUGGUGUAGAGAUCAAGGAAGUUUGGCAAGAAGGGGAGAUACAAAUCCGCGGUAACAGCGUCUUCCGCGAGUACUGGCAGAAGGAAGAGGCAACGAAAAAGGAGUUUACACAGGAUGGGUGGUUCAAAACUGGAGAUAUAGCGGUGCGCGAUGAGCGGGGGGCGUACUAUAUCAAAGGUAGGACAAGCGUUGAUAUACUUAAAUCCGGCGGCGAGAAAAUAUCCGCCCUAGAAGUCGAACAAGAAUUACUUGAGCUGCCGCAAGUGGCUGAGGCUGUAGUAGUAGGUCUCACAGACGAAAGGUGGGGGCAGAGAGUCGCAGCGGCGCUCGUGCUCACACCGCAGGGCAAAAGCGAAGAAUUUGACUUAGUAAAGAUGAGGGCUGAGAUGAAGAAGCGGGCUGCGGAGUAUAAGGUCCCAAGAGAAAUCAAGAUUUUGGAGGCUAUCCCGAGGAAUCAUAUGGGGAAGGUUAAUAAAAAGGAGAUUGUGAGGGAGGUUUUUGGAGAGGAUGAGCCGUAGUCAUAGACUAUCAUUCGGCACAGUUUUGCCUGGAUUGUUGCAAUAGUGGUUCAGAUAGUCACUAGUAUCGAGUUGAAGUUGGACACUCA
Molecule: messenger RNA, 1739 nt
Organism: Tuber melanosporum (Perigord truffle)
Lineage: Eukaryota; Fungi; Ascomycota; Pezizomycetes; Pezizales; Tuberaceae
Exons: 3
Coding region: 1-1650 (549 amino acids)
Biological process (GO): fatty acid metabolic process
Molecular function (GO): medium-chain fatty acid-CoA ligase activity
Source: RefSeq, a predicted model, not a curated record